CUCAUUUCCUUUCUUCUUCUCUUCUCAUCCCUUUCUUCUUGAUCUAAAUCAACUGGUAUAGUCUAUCAAAGCUAUACAAUCUUCAUCACCUUGACCCUCACAGUGGGUUUUGAAGUCUAGACAAGUCUAUGAUCAUAUUGUUCAGCACCAAACCCACUCUUUCUGCUGGGUUCGAGGAUAAGACGUCUACAAUAUCCAUCAAAAUUGAUGGUGUUAAAGACUUCACUUAUGAGGAAAUGAAACUAGCGACAAACAAUUUUAAUGUCUCCACUCAAGUUGGACAAGGAGGAUAUGGGAAGGUCUACAAAGGUAUUCUAGCUGAUGGUACUGUUGUGGCCAUAAAACGUGCCCAGGAGGGAUCAUUACAGGGUGAAAAGGAGUUUCUUACAGAAAUAGAAUUAUUGUCAAGGGUACAUCAUCGAAACCUGGUGUCUUUGAUUGGAUACUGUGAUGAUGAAGGGGAACAGGUACACCCUUAA
This is a messenger RNA of Ilex paraguariensis (yerba mate), 479 nucleotides long. Lineage: Eukaryota; Viridiplantae; Streptophyta; Magnoliopsida; Aquifoliales; Aquifoliaceae. The record is from the annotation of a GenBank genome assembly.